CACCUGCACCAUGAGUCUCCUACUCAUCAUGCAUGCAUUCCCACCAUGGAAGUAUUAUCAAUAGUACAUUACAUGUACACCCCUUCCUGACCAUCUAGACUGGUGGUUUUACUACUUGGGAGGCUGGCUAUAAAUGGCCGGCCAUGACAUAUGCAUGCCUCCCUCUACACAACACAACACAUCACCACACCACCACUGGUCCACUGCUUCUCUUCUCCCCCUCUCCCCACUGCCAAACUUUUCUGGGAGAGCUAGGCAAGAACUGAAGAACCUCUCUUCUCCCACCUCUAGCUCCAGACUAAGAAGUUCAAGAUCAGCAAUGGCCAUGCACCAUCUCGCCCAGGGGCACCCCCAGGCGUGGCCGUGGGGGGUGACCAUGUACACCAACCUGCACUACCACCAGCACCGGUACGAGAGGGAGCACCUGUUCGAGAAGCCUCUGACGCCCAGCGACGUGGGCAAGCUCAACAGGCUGGUGAUCCCCAAGCAGCACGCGGAGAGGUAUUUCCCCCUUGGCGGCGGCGAGGGCAGCGAGAAGGGCUUGCUGCUGGCCUUCGAGGACGAGGCCGGCAAGCCGUGGAGGUUCCGGUACUCGUACUGGACCAGCAGCCAGAGCUACGUGCUCACAAAGGGCUGGAGCCGGUACGUGAAGGAGAAGCGCCUCGACGCCGGCGACGUCGUGCGCUUCGAGCGGGUGCGCGGCGGCCUUGGUGUCGGCGACCGCCUCUUCAUCGGCUGCAGGCGCCGUGGCGAGAGCGCAGCACCAGCGCCGAAGCCUCCGCCGCCCGUGCGCGCCCCGGCACCCGCGCUCAACGCCGGCGAGCAGCAGCCGUGGAGCCCGAUGUGCUACAGCACGUCGGGAUCGUCGUACCCCACCAGCCCGGCCAGCCCCUACGCCUACCAUAGCGACAUGACCCACGCAGGCGAGGCGGACGCCAAGAGCAGCGGCACGCCUACAGCACCGUCGAGGAAGCUCCGGCUGUUCGGCGUGAACCUCGACUGCGGCCCAGAGCCAGAACCGGAGGCGGAGGCGGCGACGGCGGCAAUGUACGGCUAUUUGCACCAGAGCCCUUACUCUGCAGUGUCCACAGUGCCAAAUUACUGGGGCAGUUCAUAGGACAGAGGAAAGAGAUCUGAGGCCAUGCUUGCAGAAUCCUUACAACCAGCAAUGAAGAAACUAGCUUCCAGCCUACCACUACUACUGCUCUGUAGUCUGUCUGUACUGAGUGACAGGUUUGAAUUGACCUGUGGAAUGAAAAGGAAGGGAGUGAAAGAGAUCCCUUGUUUCCCGGGCAAUCUUCCUUCCGUCAAGAAUGCCCCUUUUCUUUCUUGUUGCCUUCCAGAAACCCUACGUGCAGUACGGGUCGGGCCGGGCCCCUUGCAGCCGCAGCAGCAGGUAGUAGCUAGUUGGAGGUUUCAGGAAACAUCAGGUUGAAAAGGAGAGGUAGAGACUGAGGGAGUGAGGGAUGGUGACACACAUGAAAAAAACAAAAGGACAUGCCUACAAGCAUGUAUGUGUUUGUCAUCUGUAGUAGGAGUAUGUGAGAUGUGGGUGGGCCCAAGAACAAACUGUGAUGCAUGAAGUUGAUGUAUCUGACUAUCUUCUCCUUAGCCCCUGCCUCCUUCUAGGAACAAAGAAAUGUCCUUAUGGAGACUUGUUCUCUCCCUGACUCCCCUUUA
Messenger RNA from Panicum virgatum (switchgrass), 1680 nucleotides. Its product is annotated as B3 domain-containing protein Os11g0156000-like. The record is from RefSeq and is a predicted model, not a curated record. Bases 134 to 1117 code for a protein of 327 amino acids. NCBI's taxonomy places the organism in Eukaryota, Viridiplantae, Streptophyta, Magnoliopsida, Poales, Poaceae. Gene Ontology annotation, molecular function: DNA binding; DNA-binding transcription factor activity. The transcript is spliced from 3 exons.